Molecule: messenger RNA, 559 nt
Organism: Staurois parvus
Lineage: Eukaryota; Metazoa; Chordata; Amphibia; Anura; Ranidae
Source: the annotation of a GenBank genome assembly
AGUCCUGCACAUGUGUACCGGCUCCUCCCCUUCAGUCCUGCACAGGUGUACCGGCUCCUCCCCUUCAGUCCUGCACAGGUGUACCGGCUCCUCCCCUUCAGUCCUGCACAGGUGUACCGGCUCCUCCCCUUCAGUCCUGCACAGGUGUACCGGCUCCUCCCCUUCAGUCCUGCACAGGUGUACCGGCUCCUCCCCUUCAGCCCUGCACAGGUGUACCGGCUCCUCCCCUUCAGCCCUGCACAGGUUUGUACCGGCUCCUCCCCUUCAGCCCUGCACAGGUGUACCGGCUCCUCCCCUUCAGCCCUGCACAGGUGUACCGGCUCCUCCCCUUCAGCCCUGCACAGGUGUACCGGCUCCUCCCCUUCAGCCUUGCACAGGUGUACCGGCUCCUCCCCUUCAGCCUUGCACAGGUGUACCGGCUCCUCCCCUUCAGCCUUGCACAGGUGUACCGGCUCCUCCCCUUCAGCCUUGCACAGGUGUACCGGGCUCCUCCCCUUCAGCCUUGCACAGGUGUGUACCGGCUCCUCCCCUUCAGCCUUGCACAGGUGUACCGGCUCCU